Molecule: messenger RNA, 3558 nt
Organism: Ictalurus punctatus (channel catfish)
Lineage: Eukaryota; Metazoa; Chordata; Actinopteri; Siluriformes; Ictaluridae
Product: transcription intermediary factor 1-beta
Exons: 18
Coding region: 213-3200 (995 amino acids)
Molecular function (GO): zinc ion binding
Source: RefSeq, a predicted model, not a curated record
GAAGACGAGGAUGCUGUGGUUGCGCUGGCAACAAACAUUCUAACCGGCAUGCACUGCUUUGAAUCCGCCGCCGAAGUCGAACACACCUAAUGACUCCACACUUUCCUAUGAAGAGGGUCACGUGGUGCUUACCAAGGCUUGUGAUUGGCUGUUGAGACAAGCUGCCUAACACGCUUAGUUUGCUGGGGUUUUAUCGCCUACCUGGUCGAGGGAUGAAUGAAGGAACGUCACCUCGUCAGAUGGACUCGCAGGGUUCCGCCUGCUGCGCUUCGUGCGGUUUGAUGUUUGGUCCUGAAACGAGUCCGCAGCUGUUACCCUGCCUGCACGCCCUGUGCGUCUGCUGCUUCGCCGUGUCCGAGAAAGUUACAGUGUGUCCUGUUUGUCAGGAGAAAUAUGACGCGAAUGAGGUCAUCAGUAACCUUUCGUUGGCUGAACACCACGUCAAUCUCCGUGAAGGUAAUAAGUGCAGCAGCUGUGAUGACCCAUCCAUAUCCGGUUGGUGUGUUGAGUGUCGGGACAAUUUGUGCGCCGUGUGCGUGGCAGCUCAUAAGAGAGCUGAAGACACACAUGAGCAUUAUGUCCAUACUGCAACUCCAGAGUCUCCGAGGCCGGUCAUGUGUCCGAUCCAUGAGCAGGAAGUGAUCAACAGUUUCUGUCUGAUGUGCGACCAACUGAUCUGCAGGAAGUGUCCACCGCUUCAUCCGCAUCACCUACUGCAGUUGAGUCACCAGGCGGUGGGCAGGCAGAGGAAACAGAUCCGCCAGAUGCUCCAGAAGGUGCAGCAGAAAAGCCCGAGUGUCCAGAAGAGUCUAAAUAACCUGCAGGGAAGACUGUCGGACCUGGAGGAGCUGCAAGCUCGACUGCGUCUGGACGUGAAAAAUACCGUAGGCAGACUCUGCAACAUGGUCCUGAAGAAAGCAAGCAAACUCCUCAAGGAGAUAGAGGACGUGUGCAGGAGCGAGAAAGAGAAGAUCGACGAGAGGAGGACGACACUCCAGAGACUGAAGGGGAAGCAGGACUACGUGCUGACCUUCACUGAGAAAGUUCUGGACUCGCAGGACUACACGGUCCUCCUGUCCUGCAAGAAACAGGUUCACCGUCAGCUUCAAUACCUGUUAGAGCAAACGGCGUUUCCCAUGACCACCAUGAUGGAGCUGUACUUCCACAGCAACGAGCUCAAUGUAAAGAAAGUUCUCAAAGCCUUUGGGUGCAUCGAGGCCAGAGAAGUUCCAUUCGCUUGCUCUGAACGUGGGAACGCUUCCAACCAAAUCCUCACCCCAGACGUCCAGAAGACCGCUCCUCCGUCCAUGACGGGUCAGGAUUCACUUCCGUCUGUCGCUCUGCGACGGAUCAGCCCGAGGAAAAGUAUUAAGGACGAUCGCAAAGGCCUGGCUUUUUCUCCGGACUCCUCCAUCCGUGCUCGUCUCUCGUCGUCAUCUUCGCAAGACAACGGAUACUCUGAUUGGCCCGGAUCGAAGCGGUCAUGGUCUUAUCACCCGUACCAGCCUAGAGACACUCUGCAAUCGUCUGGUAAAGCCAUGUCGCGUUCGGAUAAAGGGUCACUCGUUGCUCAGACUUCGCCAUGUGAACCAUCUGGAAGUUGUGCAAGCCAAGCAGAGCCCGGUUCUAGCUCCACGUGGCCAGACGAAACCCCAAUGCAGCCGAUUCCUACAUUUGAAAAGGUGGCGUCUGGCGUUCCUUCCACAAGGUUACAGGAAGAUGGCGAGCUAGUUGGGGAUCAGGCUCGAUUGCAGACUCGCAGCGCUAAUAUCCAAAGCGUCGACUCGUGUCUCAAUGCGCCCCCUAGUGGAAAUCACGCAAACAACCAGGAAGUGAAGCUUUCUGAUCCUUCAGCCCAACCCCCGAACUCGAACCCAGAUCAGUCAGGACCGCAGAACUCCAAACGGCCAGAUCUCGAAGGAAACUUGUUUUGCGAGUCAUACGGUUCAGCCGAUCUCCUAAAUCCCAACAAGGCUGCGAAAACAAUCAGUCCAGUUUCUGCACGCUUUCACGCGGCGAGCUCGAAACCCGAUCUCCGAGCCGGUGAAGCGGACUCCUCGACUCAUCAAAACCUGCCCCCUGUACUAAAGGGUGUAAACGAAGACGACACCACAUUACAGGAAGCGGAGGCUCCGGAAAAGACUUUAACCGAUACCAUGUCUGACAAAUGUCCACCUGAGUACGUUCUCAAGCGCGCGAAAGAACAAACCGACAUCAACACGCUGACUAACGCAUUGCAGAUGGAGCCUGCGCAAACGUCGACUCUUAGCGUCUCGGUUAAAGAGCAACCCGAGACCGUAGAGGUCGCAGAUCUCUCGAGCGGUCACUCCUGUCCUCUAAAGGAGGGGGAUGACGAGAACGGUACACCUGGAACAAAGAUCCGAGAUGAUAAAGGAGGUCUGGUUGUCCUGGACUCUCUGGGCAGAGACUGGCUGCCUCGUAUCUCACUCUGCCGUUUAUCCAUCCGCGAUUAUCCGUCCUCGUGUCCUCCUGCUUUCUCUGUUGUGCGGAGAAAACAUAGCGAUGGAUUUCCCUCCGGUGCGGUCCGGGAGGACGGACAGUCUGUUGUUCCCAGAUGCCUGUCUCGCCCCCUGCUGGUGAAAAAACAGCACUGCGCUGCCUGCAGGAUCUCGGGGAAACUCAUCCAGUGCCGUGUGUGUCGACGGGCUUUCCACAGAGAGUGUCACUUACCACUGAUCUCCUUAAGCAAGACUGAUCAGUGGCGGUGUGUGCUGUGCCGAGACUUAUCUCGCACCGGAGAUUGGGACCUGGAUCCAGAACCUGCUGCUUCUCCGUGUCUCAGUCUGUACGAGCAGAGGAAAUGCGAGUACCUGCUGCUGUCUCUCAGCUGCCACAAACACAGCUCGGCCCUCUACAGGUCGGCUACGCCGUCGUCUCCUCGCUACGUGGACGUGACUCUGGUGCGAGGGCGUCUGCUGGGGAAGCUCACACCUCCGUAUCGGACGCCUGCGGAGUUUGUGUCUGACCUGUGGCUUCUCCUCGACACGCUGCGCAGUUCCUCAAAGAAAGCGCCGCAUGUGGAACAUCUUCAGAGCUUCUUGUCUAAGCAGCUGCGCGGCGUGUUCGGUACCGGUUUACACCCGUCGCUCCUGACGGACCCGUACAGAGGAAGGAGAACCGAGGAACGGAGAAGGAGAGAACUCAAAGCCACACAAAAUAAAUCUGAUCGCACUUGCUGAUGUUUUUGCACUUUUGCACAACCCCCCCCUCCUCCACCCGUCCUCCACCCCUCCACACGUGAGAGCAGUGUGUCAUUGGUUUGUGUUUUGUUUUAUUUUCUGAGAGAAACCGUGAUCAGACACUUAAAUCACUUCUCGGAUUUAAACGGCUGAUUAGUGAGGAGCUAGUUUUAAACGUCGUUUAUGAAAAAUAUAGAGAACAUGCUGCAUUCACCUAAAGGAGAAAGAAAAUGCACCUGGACCCACGUGCGUAUUGUUCUUUAUAAUCAUAUGAUGUGGUUUUGGUUUUGUAAUGCGGUCACGUCUUUAUGAUCUCCUGUGGUGGCCGAGACUUCUGUAAUAAAGACACUGAGUUGGC